Scleropages formosus (Asian bonytongue) is the source of this 1037-nucleotide messenger RNA. Its product is annotated as homeobox protein OTX1 B. Gene Ontology annotation, molecular function: DNA-binding transcription factor activity, RNA polymerase II-specific; RNA polymerase II cis-regulatory region sequence-specific DNA binding. Gene Ontology annotation, biological process: multicellular organism development; regulation of transcription by RNA polymerase II. The transcript is spliced from 3 exons. Bases 12 to 1037 code for a protein of 341 amino acids. The record is from RefSeq and is a predicted model, not a curated record. Gene Ontology annotation, cellular component: nucleus. NCBI's taxonomy places the organism in Eukaryota, Metazoa, Chordata, Actinopteri, Osteoglossiformes, Osteoglossidae.
GCGCUUCUAGCAUGAUGUCAUACCUCAAACAGCCCCCGUACGGCAUGAACGGCCUGGGGCUGAGCGGGGCCGCCAUGGACCUGCUGCACCCCUCCGUCGGAUACCCGGCGAACCCGAGGAAGCAGCGGCGGGAGAGAACCACGUUCACCCGGACCCAGCUCGACAUCCUGGAGUCUCUCUUCGCCAAGACCCGCUACCCGGACAUCUUCAUGAGGGAAGAAGUGGCCCUGAAGAUCAAUCUACCCGAAUCCAGAGUCCAGGUGUGGUUCAAGAACCGGCGGGCCAAGUGCCGGCAGCAGCAGCAAAACGGCACCAACGCUAAGGCCCGGCCGGCCAAGAAGAAGUCGUCGCCGGCGCGCGAGAGCACGGGCUCGGAGAGCAGCGGACAGUUCACCCCCCCUGUGGUCUCCAGCGCCGGAUCGUCCUCAUCCUCCAGCUCAAACUCCUCCAACAGCAGCAGCAACAACAACAACAACAACAACAACAACAACAACUCUGGCAUCAGCAGCACUUCGACUUCCAUCAGCACGCCAGUCUCCUCCAUCUGGAGUCCGGCUUCCAUCUCGCCUGGCUCUGGCCCGACGUCCAUCCCCGUGCCUGACCCUGUGCCCCCAACCAGCACGUCCUGCAUGCAGCGAUCGGUCUCGGGGGCAGCCGGGUCCUCCUACCCAAUGUCCUACAACCAGACCCCUGGCUAUAGCCAGGGAUACCCUACUGCGUCGGGCUCCUACUUCAGCGGGGUCGACUGCAGUUCCUACCUUGCCCCUAUGCACUCGCAUCACCACCCGCACCAGCUCAGUCCCAUGGCGGCACCCUCCAUGUCCGGACACCCGCACCACCACAUCAGCCAAUCAUCUGGACACCACCACCACCAUCACCACCACCACCAGACCUACAGUGGGGCAGGUCUGGCCUUCAACUCCUCAGACUGCCUGGAUUACAAAGAUCAGACGGCCUCCUCUUGGAAACUCAACUUCAACGCUACAGACUGCUUGGACUACAAAGACCAGGCAUCCUGGAGGUUCCAAGUCUUGUGA